AUGCCCUGUGGCCACCAGUUCUGCCUGGGCUGCAUCAUGCAUUGGACAGACAGGAAACCAGUGUGCCCAGUCUGCAGCAGAACGAUAUUGAUUGUCAGGUUUUCUGUACGUGAAGAAGAUGACUAUCUACAGUGUCUUGUCACUCCCUCCAAAGAGUUACCAGAGGUCUGCAGCCAGGCAGGAACAGCUCCCAGCCACAGGGCCGAAAACAGUCCCCAUGGCCCUGCGCCAUUCCCACCAUCUUUUCCACAUGGGACACUGUCCCCAGCUCAGCAGAGAGCUGGAUGGCCAGAGGCUGUGGGUGGCCUCCUGCCUGAGGUCUGGGCAGAACUCUUCCAAGGACAAAAGCAUCUUCUGGACCCUGUGCUGCCCUGGCUAUGUCAAAGACUGGAAGCAAUAUAUGGGUCCCAAUGGUGGCUGGCAAAGAAUGCAGAAGGCUGCAUCCUGCAGGUCCUGUGCCUCUGUGGUCUGGAUGGGAAGGUCUUGUUCCAGAUGCUGCAGCCUGUCCUUGAGGGAUAUACAGCACCACUGGUCUAUGGCCUUAUCAAUGUCAUCAUGUACAGGUGCAGCACAGAGGCCCAGAGACUACUGAGAUUCCACGCUGGCAGGGAGACCAAUAGCUCUGCAGCCAGCUCCAGUAGCUUCUGGGGGGAAAGUCCUGCCUCCUCUAUGGCCCCUGUGAGCAGCCUUGCUGGCUCUGAUACAGAGAACCAACCCAGCACCUCACAAGCCACCUUCUGCAGGGAUACUGGCUGUCCCCUCUCUGUGUCCUUGUCUGCAGAGCAAGUGCAGCUGCAGGAGGAGCUGGGGGAGGUAGAGGCAGCAGGUUCUUCUGCCCAGGGCAGCAACUGCAGAGCCUCCACUUCCAGCCAAGGCAGGGUCUGCUCACAUGGGGGGUCCCAACACCCCCGGAAGAGAAGGGCUCCUGCCCACCAGGACUCCCACAGCUGUGCAAGGAGCCGCUCUGGCAGCAGCACUAGCAGGGCUCCAGCAAGUAUUUAUUCAAGAGAAAGGAAAUAAAUUGCUAUUUCCCUGAAA
Messenger RNA from Pseudopipra pipra, 1038 nucleotides. RefSeq lists its product as uncharacterized. The transcript has a single exon. The coding region runs from base 1 to 1020 and encodes 339 amino acids. Lineage: Eukaryota; Metazoa; Chordata; Aves; Passeriformes; Pipridae. Gene Ontology annotation, molecular function: metal ion binding. The record is from RefSeq and is a predicted model, not a curated record.